CGUCACUUCCGGUAUAAACACAUUUGGCGCGGGUCUUGCCUGGGCAUGACUUCCAUCGAAACCUGGUCGAUCCGCUGAUCUAUCUCCCGCGCAAUCUUCCUUCUGUAUCUAAGAAUCUGUGUGAGCUGUUAUAACAUAAAGACAGUAUAGUACUAUAAACCAUGGCAGCCGCCCCGCAGUGGUCGUACGAGCGAGCCUGGGGAGAUGAGGAAGAGGAUGGGGAACAGGAGGAAGCACAGCCGCGGUGGUCCAGUCUGAGAGACAGCCUGAUCUUCCUGAUCGACUGCUCAGCCUCCAUGUUUCAAGAGGAGGGAGAGGAGGACUCCGCCUUCCACAAGUGUGUCAAGUGUGUUCACAGUGCUAUGAGGAACAAGAUCAUCUCCAAUGACAGGGACCUGGUUGGAGUGGUCUUCUUUGCUACAAACAAACACAAAAACCCGAGUGACUUCAAGCAUGUCUACAUAUUCCAGGACCUGGAUGUUCCCGGAGCUCAGAUGAUUCUGGAGCUGGAAGAGAUUUUUGAAGAGGAUGGGGUGGAGAGGUUUGAGGAGGAGUUUGGACACAGCACAGAUUUCUCCAUGAGUGAGGUGCUGUGGAACUGCUCCAACAUGUUCUCUACCUGCACACAGAAGCUUGGGCACAAGAGGCUCCUCCUCUUCACAAACAACGAUGAUCCUCAUGCCGGCAACAUCAACCUGCAGCGUCAAGCCAAGACCAAAGCCAAGGACUUGGAAGGACUUGGAAUCAACACUGAGCUUCUUCACAUGAACAAGCCUGGAGGAGAACCCUUCGAUAUCACCAAGUUUUACCAGGACAUCAUUGUGAUCCCAGAAGAUGAGGAUGUCACAUGUCUCCCUGAUCCCGCUGCCAAGUUUGAAGAGCUCCUGGAAAGGGUUCGUUACAAGGAACACAAGAAGAGGACCCUAGCCAGAGUUCCACUCAGUCUGGGAGAGGGGCUGGAGUUUGGAGUGGGCAUAUAUACCCAGGUCCGAGAAACGUACAAGGGGAGGAAAGUCAAGCUGGAUGCCAGAACCAAUCAAGAGGUCCGAACCAUCACCAAGACGGUGGACUCUGAGACCGGAAAGUUCCUAAUGCCCAGUGAUAUAAAGAAGGUGCAGACGUGGGGAGGGCGUGACAUUGCUUUUGAGAAUGACGAGAUUGUGGAGAUGAAGGUGUUUGACAAGCCAGGUCUGGUGCUGAUGGGGUUCAAACCCCGCACCAGUCUGAAGCCGUACUUCCACAUCAGGCCUGCACAGUUCCUGUUCCCUGACGAGUCGGUCAUAUCGGGCAGCACACGGCUGUUCUCGGCGCUGCUUCAGCGCUGCUUGGCGCGGGACGUGGUCCCCAUCUGCAGGUACAUCCCGCGGAAAAACUCGCCUCCGAAAUUUGUUGCCUUGCUUCCACAGAAGGAAGAAUUUGAUGAUAACAACAUGCAGUCCACCCCAGCUGGCUUCCACGUCGUCUUCCUGCCAUUUGCUGACGACCUGCGGAAGCUUAACUUUGAAGAUACACCUAGAGCUAAGCAGGACCAGGUAGACAAGGCUAAAGAGAUCAUCAACAAGCUCAAGUUCAAGUAUGAUCCAAUGAGCUUUGAAAACCCAGUGAUCCAGCAGCACUACAGGAACCUGGAGGCACUGGCCCUGGACAGAGAUGCACCAGAAGAGGUGUACGACUUCACACAACCAGACAAGGAGAGGAUUGACCGUCGAGCAGGCCCGCUGAUCGACGAGUUUAAGGACAUCGUGUUCCCUGACGGCUACACACCGGGGGCCAAACCCAAGAGAAAGACUGCCGCAGCUACAGCAGCAGAGCAGGUCACAGAGGCAGAUAUCAAGAGAAUGGCGCAGGCUGGAACACUUGGAAAGUUGACAGUUCCUGUGCUGAAGGAGUUCUGUAAGCAGUCAGGGGUCAAGGUUACCGGCAACAAGAAACAGGACGUCAUCGAUGCCAUCACAGAACACUUUCAAAUAGAGUAGCCGUACACGCAUAUUAUUUACAUCUGUACUUAUUAUCGAUUAUGUACGGUCAAAACUGUCCAAGAAGGCGACUCCGAGGACCGAAAAAAUCUGGUGAUUUAUUUUAACUAUAGACAGGAUUCUUAAUGCUUGUGCCAAUGGGAAAAAUUAUCGUUGGGAACCAGCAAAAAAGCAUUCACAUUGGUUAUUUGGUCCUUUUAUAGAGGUGGUCACUUGUACAGGUUUGACAGUAUUGUUGAAGAAUAUGAUGGCUGUCAUACAUAUACAAUGUAUUCUUGAGCACUUUGUAAGAAAUGAGAACUUUUCACUACCAUUUACCAGAAUUAGAUAGUGGAAAAAUCACUGACGAAAAUUAAGUACAGAAAGGUUGUGAAAUGUGCCAUCUGAUGGUAUCAAGCAAAGGGAUAGACUUUAAGUUAUCUUGAACAGCAUUAACAGAUUACACCUAUUAGCACAUAGAAGGGACCAUACUGCUGAGAACAGAGUGGUGCAAUGUUCAGUUGGAUAAGACAUGAACGUACCAUUAUUUGUUUAUGAGCAACUGUGUCUGUAUUCCAGGGUCAGAACCAUGUUAAGAUAUCUUGUGAACAUUGAUUCCAUUUGAAUGCAUCAGUGGGGAAAAAACAGAUGAACUUGAUGUGAGGUGUUUCGUGAUCCUUUGUAGUUGUGCAUUUUUAGUUUUGAUACUUGGCAACUGUAACAUGUACUCAGUAAAACUGAAAAGAUUGUAAACCUAUUUGUUUCAGGAUUAGACAGAGUUUGUACUUGUAAAAUGUCGUCACUGGCUAAAGGUCACCAGCACAUCUUUUGUGCAACUGUCCUGUCAAUAAACAUUCCAGUCUUGCA
Messenger RNA from Branchiostoma floridae (Florida lancelet), 2822 nucleotides. Its product is annotated as X-ray repair cross-complementing protein 5-like. Gene Ontology annotation, cellular component: nucleus; Ku70:Ku80 complex. NCBI's taxonomy places the organism in Eukaryota, Metazoa, Chordata, Leptocardii, Amphioxiformes, Branchiostomatidae. Gene Ontology annotation, molecular function: DNA helicase activity; telomeric repeat DNA binding; damaged DNA binding. The record is from RefSeq and is a predicted model, not a curated record. The coding region runs from base 162 to 1976 and encodes 604 amino acids. Gene Ontology annotation, biological process: cellular response to gamma radiation; double-strand break repair via nonhomologous end joining; telomere maintenance. The transcript has 21 exons.